GUGAUUAUUAGCUUUGGUUGUUGUUCGGAAGGAGAUAGUGCGAUUCAGGUAGAGGCCGAUGAGUGAACUAAAGUCGUCGUAAUGCUAUUUGCUGCGAGAUUGAGAAAUUUCAUCUGAUGCAGCUCAAAGUGUUCCUCUGAGAAGGGCAAGGGUAAGAGUUUUGGAGUAUUUGGCUGGGUUUAAUGACCAGACGGAUCACCUGUAUUUCUCUUUCCAUUCAAACCACAUAAAUAGUCGACUCAGAUUUCAGCCGGUUGUUCUAAGUAAAAUAAUGUCAGACCAAUUAAUGGGCUGGUGAAGGGUUGGUCCUUAUUCUGCACACUUUUGGAAAUAGAGGAAGGCGUUGUUGGUCAAGCAUUAUGCAAGAAAGUUUGACUGCCGAGUAUAAGAUUCCUGAAGAAGAUUGGUUUUCAACCAAUCCUUCAUCUUUGUCUCACCAUUCUCGAAUUAUACGGAAUAUACUUGAGAAACUUAAUGGAGUGCAAUUAGAAACAUUUAGAUCUUCCUGUUUCGGGCAUUUGUUGUCAAUCACGGAAAUGGUGUUCAGUUGUCAGCUAAUUCAUGCAUUACGGCUAAGGCAGAUUAAAAGUGACAUGAAAGAUGGACUGAAGUUUUUCAUUGGAGAUAGCAUCACUUCAUUCUGCGAGCAUGAUUUUUCUCUAGUCACUGGCCUUAAAUGUGGUGAGUUUCCACAAAGAGUCGAGGUUGAACCCAGUGCCAUACCGCUGAAGGAAAAGUACUUUCGAAACCUUAAGUCGAUUCCCUUUACGUCAUUGGAAGACUCAUUUUCUGAAUGCGAAGUGGCAGAUGACAGUUUGAAGUUGGCACUGGUUUUAUUUGCGGAGGGUGUCUUGAAUGGGCGAGAGAAAUAUAAGCCAAUAGAAAUGCAGUUUCUUAUGUUAGUGGAGAACCUUCCUGAGUUUAACAACUACCCGUGGGGGUCUUUCUCAUGGAAUCACACUUUUGAAUGCCUACGUGAAGAUUUAGUUAGUGGAGUCAGAUAUUCUCUUAAGGGGUUUCCUCCAGCAUUCCAGGUUUGGGCUUAUGAAGUCAUUCCUGACUUGAUGCAAUACAAGCUGUGUUGCAAGAUCAAUACUACUAAUUCUUAUCCAAGGAUCAUUACCUGGACGACACCCAGGGGGAAACCAACGAUGGACAAACUUGCAAAAAUAUUUGAAAAAGAUCCCCGACUAGAGUUGUUUCACUGAUGGCCACAGAAAUAGAGAAACAACAAUCAUGGUGGACUUUUGGUGAAUUACAACUGUUGUCCUGGGGAGCAAAACGAAUGAAGCCAAAUGUAUCAAGCCGACAAUUGUUGAAGGAGAACUGAGAUCCAAGAUGGAAUACAUGUUAAAGGAGCUACGUGUCAUGAAGAAACAGAUUAAAAUCUUAAAGAAAGGUAGUCGAAACUCAGGAUCCAGUGUUCACAAUGAAAAGAUUCGCUCAAGAAACCGUAGGAAUCUGAAAAAAAGAGAGGCAAAGACCGCAAAUCUCGCUCGUCACUAACCAGAAAGGGCAAUUCCAAAGGUGGUAAUUCACAUGUCAGGAAAUCCUCUACUGGUGAUGAUGAUACUCAUGAAGGCGAUAAUCCUUGGAACAAGGAUGAAAUCUGGAAUAAUGCGGACAAGGACAAUUCAGACCAUGGCCAUGCAUCCUCUCCGGUAGAUUAUCCGCUAAAGGCAACUGAGGAGGAUGCCCUUGAUAUCGAUGUGGCUCUGGAAGAGAACAUAUGUCAUAUUGAUGCAGAGGACACACCUGACUUUGGGAAUGGUGAUGAUAUGAACAUGGUAGCUUCAAUGUGCAAAUCACUUGAGGAGAAUAUCGAAACUAACAAACUGAUUGAAAUGCUUGGGUUAGUUGAUAAAUGCGAGCAGUUAUAUGCUCUAAACAAUAAAUCACAUCACGAUUGAAAGAAUCUCUUGUCGAUCCCAAAGCUUUAAAUAUAGAGAAUGUUCUUUUCAAUGUAGAGCUGGUGGAAGUAUCAGAUAUUGUCACAAACGGGGAUAGUGGGGAGAGUCUAUUUAUUGAAGAUGAUAGUGAA
This is a messenger RNA of Argentina anserina (silverweed cinquefoil), 2041 nucleotides long. RefSeq lists its product as uncharacterized. Bases 360 to 1208 code for a protein of 282 amino acids. The transcript is spliced from 7 exons. The record is from RefSeq and is a predicted model, not a curated record. NCBI's taxonomy places the organism in Eukaryota, Viridiplantae, Streptophyta, Magnoliopsida, Rosales, Rosaceae.